Messenger RNA from Lactuca sativa (garden lettuce), 1781 nucleotides. RefSeq names its product NADPH-dependent aldo-keto reductase, chloroplastic. The record is from RefSeq and is a predicted model, not a curated record. Lineage: Eukaryota; Viridiplantae; Streptophyta; Magnoliopsida; Asterales; Asteraceae. Gene Ontology annotation, molecular function: oxidoreductase activity.
AAAUGAGCUAGAACCAAAAGAGAUGAUCUAUAUGUAUUAGUAUAUGUGUUUACUUCACGAACCAGAAGAGAGAAUCCGUAUUUGUUUCCUCAAGAUCCAUGAGGUUUCCUCAUCCAAUUCCGGCCUUUAAGAUUGAUAAAGUUGAAUAAAACAAAAUUGACAUGUGAAACAGAACAUCGACAUUUGCAGGUUUCCAUGUCUGAAAACAAUUUGUUUUUUAGGUUUUAUCUUGAUUAUUUUCUUUUUCAGGGACGAGGUUUAUGUAAUGGAGAAGAAGGCCUUGAAUAUGUCGACCGCAAUUCUCUACAAUGCGUUUGAAAUUGGGCUUGGGUUAUAUUCUCAAAGAGAUGGAAUUUUUGGUGUUUUCAUUUUUAGUGUCAAAUUGUCCCCUUUCUUUCCCUUGGAUCACUUUUGCCAGUUGUCUGCUGCUGGCUUCUUUAUUUUCAUAAAAAUAUGCUGUCCGUUUUAGAAAAGAAAAACAUUUAAAACUUGAAUUCUUUAAAGAAUGGGACCAAAAUUAUGGGUCCAAAGUCAACAAUCCAAACAUCUAACUGGAAAUAUGGAAAUAUUGGAGCUUUAAAAAACGGCAUCCGGCCAUAAAAGAGCCUAAAAUUAAGAGUGCUGUUAAUCCAUAGUCUUCUCUUCUUCCUCACUCCUACAAAAAAAAAUACAACCCUAUUCUCAACAUUUGUUCAAUCGCAAGAAAAUGUCGAAUGCCAUUCAAUUCUUUGAACUGUUUAACAAAACCAAGAUUCCUUCUGUAGGUCUCGGCACAUGGCAAUCGGAGCCUGGUCUUGUUGGUGAUGCUGUUACUGCUGCUAUUAAGAUGGGGUAUCGUCACAUUGAUUGUGCUCAAAUUUAUCGCAACGAAAGGGAGAUUGGUUUAGUUUUGAAAAAGCUCUUUCAAGAUGAUGUGGUGAAACGAGAAGAUUUGUGGAUCACCUCUAAGCUCUGGUGUUCUGAUCAUGCACCAGAAGAUGUACCAGUUGCAUUAGACCGAACACUGAAUGAUUUGCAGCUUGACUAUAUCGACUUAUACCUUAUACAUUGGCCUGUUAGGCUGAAGAAGGGAUCUGUUGGAUUAAAGCCUGAGAAUCUUGCUCCAGUAGAUAUUCCAAACACAUGGAAAGCAAUGGAGAAACUUUAUGACUCUGGGAAGGCGAAAGCAAUUGGUGUUAGCAAUUUUUCCACCAAGAAAUUGGGUGAUUUGUUGGAUGUUGCACGUGUUCCACCUGCUGUCAACCAGGGAUAUUCGCCGCUUGGUUCUCCGGGGACCUCGUUCAUUAAAAGUGAUGUACUCAAACAACCGAUUCUUAUUUCAGUAGCAGAAAAAUUACACAAGACACCUGCUCAGGUUGCUCUACGGUGGGGUCUACAGAUGGGUCAUAGCAUACUUCCCAAAAGUACAAGUGAAUCCCGGAUCAAAGAAAAUUUUGAGAUUUUUGACUGGUCAAUUCCUGAUGAUUUGUUCACUAAGAUCUCUUCUGAUAUCGAGCAGGCUAGGCUUCUGAGAGGUACUUAUUUUGUUGAUGAGACUCAUGGUCACUACAAGACAGUCGAGGAACUAUGGGAUGGUGAAAUAUGAAUGCUGCCUGGUGUAGGAUUUUGCUUUCCAUGCUAUUCUACUUUACUCUUUACCUUUUAAGAUUUUCCUUAACCUUUCUUAAUGUGACGAGUGAAAUCUUAAACACUACUGUUGUGCAUUGUGGGAUGGAUGUUAUGUUUGAUUGUUAAUUUUCUUCUAUCUAUACAUUCCUAUUCCGGUGGUGAUUGUUAGUGUA